UUUGAGCGAUUUGAAUUUGAGUUUCACUUCAAUUCAAUGGAUACCAAUAAUUGGAGGCCUAAUCCGAUUCAAGCCCACGUUGGGGGAGGAGGAGGACCAGGAGCAGUACGCGCAGGAGGCGGAGGAGAACCCACCAUGGACACCGGCGAUUGGAGGAUCCAAUUACCGCUCGAUUCUCGUCAAAGAGUUGUGAACAAAAUAAUGGAUACAUUGAAGAGGCAUCUUCCCACUUCUGGCGAAGAGGGAUUACAUGAACUCAAGAAAAUAGCCACAAGGUUUGAGGAAAAGAUUUAUGCUGCUGCCUCAAGCCAGUCAGAUUAUUUACGAAAAAUAUCUCUGAAGAUGCUUACAAUGGAGACCAAGUCUCAGAAUCCUAUAGGCAAUUCUUUGCCAUCCAAUGCUGCUGGCAGUAGCAAUAACCCCCGAGAUUCAGUGUCUCUAGAUUUCAUGGCUCAGACAGGACAUGCAAAUGGGGGUGAUUGGCAAGAAACGGCUUCUCAAGAGUUUGAGCGAUUUGAAUUUGAGUUUCACGUCAAUUCAUUGGAUAACAAUAAUUGGAGGCCCAAUCCGAGUCAAGCCCCCGUUGGCAGAGGAGGAGGACCAGGACCAGGAUCAGGAGGUGCUGGAGGCAGAGGAGAACCCACCAUAGACACCGGCGAUUGGAGGACCCAAUUACCGCUCAAUUCUCGUCAAAGAAUUGUGAGCAAAAUAACGGAAACAUUGAAGAGGCAUCUUCCCAUUUCUGGCGAAGAGGGAUUACAUGAACUCAAGAAAAUAGCCACAAGGUUUGAGGAAAAGAUUUAUGCUGCUGCCUCAAGCCAGUCAGAUUAUUUACGAAAAAUAUCUCUGAAGAUGCUUACAAUGGAGACCAAGUCUCAGAAUCCUAUAGGCAAUUCUUUGCCAUCCAAUGCUGCUGGCAGUAGCAAUAACCCCCCAGAUUCAGUGUCUCUAGAUUUCAUGGCUCAGACAAGACAUGCAAAUGGGGGUGAUUGGCGAGAAACAGUUUCUCAAGAGAUCAAAGCCGUGAAGGAGAUGUUGGAAUCUUUUGAGAAGCAGAUAUUAGAUUUUAUAGACACAAAUAGGCCAAGGAGUCCUGUUUCUUCACUGCAGCAAGGACAGCUUUCCCCGCCACAUGUGCACCCUAUGCAGCAGCCUCAUGAAAAUCAAAUGAACUCUCAGUUGCAAUCAAUGAACUUACAAGGUUCUGUAGCAGCUCUAGAUUCCACGGCUCAGACAGGAUGUGCAAAUGGGGGGUGAUUGGCAAGAGGAGGUUUAUCAAAAGGUAAUAUGGGAUGACUUUGCAAAAUUCACCUGUAGAUUUUGGAGGAAAAGUUUCUUGUGGAGGUUGUUGGAUUUGAGUCUGGGUGAAAUAUGGGAUAUGAAUAGAGAACAAAGCUUACCAUCUUUAUUUUUAUAGGGUUAGAAGAAUUAUCUUAACAGUAUAGAAUAUGGACUCUUCGUUUUUUGUUUUCAGAAACAAAGACAUUGUUGAAGCA
Molecule: messenger RNA, 1496 nt
Organism: Corylus avellana
Lineage: Eukaryota; Viridiplantae; Streptophyta; Magnoliopsida; Fagales; Betulaceae
Product: mediator of RNA polymerase II transcription subunit 15a-like protein
Biological process (GO): regulation of DNA-templated transcription
Molecular function (GO): chromatin DNA binding; transcription coactivator activity
Source: RefSeq, a predicted model, not a curated record